Molecule: messenger RNA, 900 nt
Organism: Aspergillus mulundensis
Lineage: Eukaryota; Fungi; Ascomycota; Eurotiomycetes; Eurotiales; Aspergillaceae
Exons: 2
Coding region: 1-900 (299 amino acids)
Biological process (GO): mycotoxin biosynthetic process
Source: RefSeq, a predicted model, not a curated record
AUGGGCCUCCACUCCAACAACCCAGGCGCCGCAAACCCAACCGUCCAUAUCACUGUCCUCACAGUCACAACCCUUCUCGUCCUGACCCUGCUAAUCCUCAUAAUUGGGCCUUCCCGCAUCCUAUCUGAUGCCGCCUCCUCGACAACCUGCUCUUGCACCUACCCCCCAAUCCACCUCGACAGCACCACGGGCAGCAUUCAUAUCCAGGACCCCCAGUCCAGGCCCUCCGUCCUCAACACAGCCCGCUACGACGGCACGCACUUACGAGCAUACAAGAAAGCGCCUCAACUCCUAGCGACCACAAUCUCCGACAAGUACCCGAACACCUGGGAAGGGAUGAUCUCGCCGCCCAACGCAGCAGGGGGGAUCAGAGUCACGCAGCAGAGCCUGGAGGGCUCGAAGUUUGAUAAUCUCCCCGAGACCCCGGGCGAGCCGGAGCCUGUAGGCGUGAAUCAUGUCAUUGGCAUGCUGCACCAGCUCCACUGCCUCAUUACAAUCCGGCGCAAGAUCUUCCCCGAAAACAACAAUGUCCCCGAGAACCAGAGUUCCAGCCGUAGUGCGUCCCUUAAGCAUAUGAGCCAUUGCUUUGAGUAUAUUGCGCAGGCCAUAAUGUGCCACGCAGACGACACUAUUGAGCCGCCUUUUAAGAAGAUGGAGGACGGAAAGGCCUUCUGGACUGUUACAGGGGAGGGCAGGAUUCACCAGUGCAAAGAUCCUCGGCCAAUUGUGGAGAUGGCGAUGCGCUCGCAUGCGGAGACGGUAAAUAUGAGCGGUUGGAUUGAGGGCAUUGGGGUCAGGGAACUCUUUGCGGACGAGAUCAGGCGGACUGGGUAUAAGCACAAGGAUGAAAUCUCGGAGCUCUUUACUUGGGGAAUUAUUGGGAGCUUGCCGGAUCCGUAA